CAUCCUGCACUAUAAGUAAGAGCGGAGGCGCCUUACAACUCAGUCGCAUACGAGCUCUUCAGUAAGAAGCAUCUCUACUGCGUUUUAGAGAAGAAAAACUCAAACCAAGUGUUAGCCAUUUUGAGAACGUUCUGGACUAAAAGAAAAGCUACACAAAGACAACCAUGCAGAUCUUUGUAAAAACUUUGACUGGCAAGACCAUUACGUUGGAGGUUGAGGCAUCGGACACCAUUGAAAAUGUUAAAGCCAAAAUUCAGGACAAGGAAGGAAUCCCGCCUGAUCAACAGAGGUUGAUUUUUGCUGGUAAACAAUUGGAGGAUGGACGUACCCUUUCAGAUUACAACAUUCAGAAGGAGUCUACCCUUCAUCUUGUCCUCCGUCUUAGAGGAGGCAUGCAAAUUUUCGUAAAAACUCUUACCGGCAAGACCAUUACUUUGGAAGUAGAAGCAUCGGACACAAUUGAAAAUGUUAAAGCUAAGAUUCAAGACAAGGAGGGAAUUCCUCCAGACCAGCAGAGGUUAAUCUUCGCAGGUAAACAAUUGGAAGAUGGUCGCACACUUUCCGACUACAAUAUCCAGAAGGAGUCUACCCUCCAUCUCGUCCUUCGUCUUAGAGGAGGCAUGCAAAUUUUUGUAAAAACUCUUACCGGCAAGACUAUCACUUUGGAAGUAGAAGCAUCAGACACGAUUGAAAAUGUUAAAGCUAAGAUCCAAGACAAAGAGGGAAUCCCGCCUGAUCAACAGAGGUUGAUUUUUGCUGGUAAACAAUUGGAAGAUGGUCGCACACUUUCCGACUACAAUAUCCAGAAGGAAUCGACACUUCAUCUCGUUCUUCGUCUGAGAGGAGGAAUGCAGAUUUUCGUGAAAACUCUCACUGGCAAGACCAUUACUCUGGAAGUCGAAGCAUCGGACACAAUUGAAAAUGUUAAAGCUAAGAUCCAAGACAAGGAAGGAAUUCCUCCAGACCAGCAGAGGUUGAUCUUUGCGGGCAAGCAGUUGGAGGAUGGUCGCACACUUUCCGACUACAAUAUCCAGAAGGAAUCGACACUUCAUCUCGUUCUUCGUCUGAGAGGAGGAAUGCAGAUUUUCGUGAAAACUCUCACUGGCAAGACCAUUACUCUGGAAGUCGAAGCUUCGGACACAAUUGAAAAUGUUAAAGCUAAGAUUCAAGACAAGGAGGGAAUUCCUCCAGACCAGCAGAGGUUAAUCUUCGCAGGUAAACAAUUGGAAGAUGGUCGCACACUUUCCGACUACAAUAUCCAGAAGGAGUCUACCCUCCAUCUCGUCCUUCGUCUUAGAGGAGGCAUGCAGAUUUUUGUAAAAACUCUUACCGGCAAGACUAUCACUUUGGAAGUAGAAGCAUCAGACACGAUUGAAAAUGUUAAAGCUAAGAUCCAAGACAAAGAAGGAAUUCCUCCAGACCAGCAGAGGUUGAUCUUCGCAGGUAAACAAUUGGAAGAUGGUCGCACACUUUCCGACUACAAUAUCCAGAAGGAGUCUACCCUCCAUCUCGUCCUUCGUCUUAGAGGAGGCAUGCAGAUUUUUGUAAAAACUCUUACCGGCAAGACUAUCACUUUGGAAGUAGAAGCAUCAGACACGAUUGAAAAUGUUAAAGCUAAGAUCCAAGACAAAGAAGGAAUUCCUCCAGACCAGCAGAGGUUGAUCUUCGCAGGUAAACAAUUGGAAGAUGGUCGCACACUUUCCGACUACAAUAUCCAGAAGGAGUCUACCCUCCAUCUCGUCCUUCGUCUUAGAGGAGGCAUGCAAAUUUUUGUAAAAACUUUGACUGGCAAGACCAUUACGUUGGAGGUUGAGGCAUCGGACACGAUUGAAAAUGUUAAAGCUAAGAUCCAAGACAAAGAGGGAAUCCCGCCUGAUCAACAGAGGUUGAUUUUUGCUGGUAAACAAUUGGAAGAUGGUCGCACACUUUCCGACUACAAUAUCCAGAAAGAGUCUACCCUCCAUCUCGUUCUUCGUCUUAGAGGAGGCAUGCAAAUUUUUGUAAAAACUCUUACCGGCAAGACUAUCACUUUGGAAGUAGAAGCAGCGGACACAAUUGAAAAUGUUAAGGCCAAAAUCCAAGACAAGGAAGGAAUUCCACCUGAUCAGCAGAGGUUGAUCUUUGCGGGUAAGCAGUUGGAGGAUGGUCGCACCCUUUCCGACUACAAUAUCCAGAAAGAAUCAACCCUCCAUUUAGUUCUUCGACUGAGAGGAGGAAUGCAGAUUUUCGUAAAAACUCUCACUGGCAAAACCAUCACUCUGGAAGUCGAAGCUUCGGAUACGAUUGAGAACGUUAAAGCUAAAAUCCAAGACAAGGAAGGAAUUCCUCCAGACCAGCAGAGGUUAAUCUUUGCAGGAAAACAGCUCGAAGAUGGCCGCACGCUCAAUGACUACAACAUUCAAAAAGAAUCUACUCUCCAUCUUGUUCUCCGACUUCGCGGAGGUCUUUAAAACCUUAGAAUCUCUCGUAAUUAAUUUUUUCUACGGAAAUAAUUGCACCGAUACAAAGUAUAUUCAGUCAUUGAUUAAAAGAAAAUACACAAACUCGAGAGAAAUCCCUGGUCUUUUAUUUCCUUUUUGUACACACGCUACGUGCUUACAUGUGAUAUUAAUUUCUAUCCUCGUUGAGAUGUAAUAAAAUAUGGGAGAUUUUAACCUA
Messenger RNA from Venturia canescens, 2658 nucleotides. RefSeq names its product Polyubiquitin-63E (gene Ubi-p63E). Bases 165 to 2450 code for a protein of 761 amino acids. Gene Ontology annotation, biological process: modification-dependent protein catabolic process; protein ubiquitination. NCBI's taxonomy places the organism in Eukaryota, Metazoa, Arthropoda, Insecta, Hymenoptera, Ichneumonidae. Gene Ontology annotation, cellular component: cytoplasm; nucleus. The transcript is spliced from 2 exons. Gene Ontology annotation, molecular function: protein tag activity; RNA binding; ubiquitin protein ligase binding. The record is from RefSeq and is a predicted model, not a curated record.